Messenger RNA from Olea europaea var. sylvestris, 1421 nucleotides. Its product is annotated as cytochrome P450 724B1-like. The record is from RefSeq and is a predicted model, not a curated record. Gene Ontology annotation, molecular function: heme binding; oxidoreductase activity, acting on paired donors, with incorporation or reduction of molecular oxygen; monooxygenase activity. The transcript has 8 exons. NCBI's taxonomy places the organism in Eukaryota, Viridiplantae, Streptophyta, Magnoliopsida, Lamiales, Oleaceae. The coding region runs from base 8 to 1282 and encodes 424 amino acids. Gene Ontology annotation, biological process: sterol metabolic process.
AUACAAAAUGACUGCAGAAUUCAUGCCUGUGUACUUAGCACUUUUCCUUGGAUUAUACUUUUCUCUUAAACUUUUAUGGAUCUCCAUUUUUAAACAUAAGUCUCCAGAUUCGCAGUUGCCUAAGGGGAACAUGGGGUGGCCACUAGUCGGAGAAACACUCGCUUUUCUUAAGCCUCAUAAAUCGAACUCCAUUAGCAACUUUUUACAAGAACAUUGUUCCAGAUAUGGGAAAGUUUUUAAAUCCCAUCUUUUUGGUACUCCAACAAUAGUUUCGUGUGAUCUCGAACUCAAUAUAUUCAUUCUGCAAAAUGAAGAGAGGCUAUUUCUGAGCAGCUAUCCCAAACCAGUACAGGAUAUUCUUGGAAAAUUAUCAAUGAUGCAUGUAUCAGGAGAACUACACAAAAAGCUGAGAAGCGUUGCGAUUAGUUUUAUUAAUGUUUCGAAGUCGAGGCAUGAAUUUCUUCAUUAUGUGGAGAAGUUAUCGCUCUCAUUGAUCGGAUCCUGGAAAGAAAAGAAGCGGAUUCUCUUCUUUAAAGAGGCCAAAGAGGCUAGAACAAGAAUAUCAUCAACUUUAAUGGAAAUGAUAAAAAAGAGGAGAAAAUUUGGUUCAGGGCAAGUUAAUGGAGACUUUUUAGAUGAUAUCUUGAUGAAAGAAUGUUUAAAUGAUGAAGAAAGAGCAAGUGUUUUGCUGGACCUUUUUCUAGCUGGUUAUGAAACCACUUCGGGACUUAUAGCCCUCAUCGUGUACUCUCUCAAACAAGCUCCAUUAGCCCUUCAACGACUCAAGGAAGAACACCAAACCAUAAGAAAGAGAAAGAAGGAUGGAGACGCACUAAAUUUUGAAGACUACAAGGAAAUGGAGUUCGCUUCUUAUGUAAUUAAUGAAACUUUGCGUUAUGGAAAUCUAGUCAAAUUUGUGCACAGGAAAGCGGUCAAAGAUGUCAAAUUUAAAGAUUAUCUGAUUCCGGCAGGGUGGCAAGUUCUGCCCAUCUUCUCUGCAACACAUCUUGACCCAACUCUUCAUCACAAUCCUUUCGAGUUCAAUCCUCAUAGAUGGACAGAUCCCGCAACGAGCAAAAAGGUGACGCCCUUUGGUGGGGGAUUGCGGUAUUGUCCGGGGAUGGAAAUAGGUAAACUGGAGACGGCUUUCUUCCUACACCAUUUUGUGCUUAAUUUUAGGUGGAAAUUGAAAGAAGACGAUUAUCCAAUGUCGUGCCCUUACAUGGAAUUCAAAGGGGGUUUGGAACUCGAGUUAGAGCUCAUUGAGAAGAAUAAAGGCUGAUGCCAUUUAAUAUUUUUGAAUGUAGAAAUAAGUAACAUUCUUGGAAUAGCUUAUUUUAUGUACCUUAAUUAUUAUGGGUGCCUAAUGAAUGUAAUGAAUGAAAUUUUCAACAGUAUGAUAGUUUACUUUCUUAUUUUUA